Hordeum vulgare subsp. vulgare (domesticated barley) is the source of this 977-nucleotide messenger RNA. RefSeq lists its product as uncharacterized. The record is from RefSeq and is a predicted model, not a curated record. Bases 414 to 677 code for a protein of 87 amino acids. Lineage: Eukaryota; Viridiplantae; Streptophyta; Magnoliopsida; Poales; Poaceae. The transcript has a single exon.
UCUUGCAUUAGCGUUUUAUUCUAACAUCUUGCACAACACAACACAGACACAUCACAUCACAUGAGUUGGCUAGCUGGCUAGCCAGGCCGGCUGUUUUUUCCAUAGUCAACCGGCCACCCCUCAAAGCCUCAAUCAUCUCCCUCCCCUUCGGGUCACUACAGACUACACACGACACGAGCAAUCUACGCUGCAGAUCGGGAAACGGUGACCGACGACCCCAUCCGGCCGGCCAUCUUAUUAGUAGUAGCACCUACGGCACAAAGCAACAACCCCCAAAACACUCCGCUCGGUUGCUAGCUGCGCCGCGUCCAUACAAGCGCAGUUACGCGCACAAGUACAGAAUCGCCCCCUCCUCCUCCGGGAGGCCGGCCAGCUAGCCCGCUCCUCCCCUCCCACCAAUCUCUGCCCUUAGCAUGGUGAGGGACGCCGGCGGCGCCCUGCAGCUACUGGCGGUGCUUCUCCUCCUCCUGGCGUCCGAGCUCGCCACCUUCAGCUGCGGCCACAGGAUCCCCAGGGCGGACGUCGCCGCCUGGAGGCGCGGGGCGACGCCGACUGGACGGACGGCGUCCACGACGACGACGACGACGGCGGCGGCUACCCGUUCCGGCGGCGCGGCGGCCGCGCUGGGCGACUCCAAGAGGCUGGUUCCGCAGGGGCCCAACCCGCUGCACAACUAGCGCCGCGGCAGGUUCUUCCUCGCUCCCAUUUUUCCCGCGCGGAAGAACACCGGCUAGCUAGUAGUGUGCCGUGUGCGCCAUACAAUCACAUACGCGGUGAUGUAACUGUAAUUAGCCAGCCCAUUAGAUCGAGCUCCGGAGUUUGCAUCCAAAGAAAAGAGUGUAAAAAUCACCACAUGUACUACGAUGUAUCUUCUCCUUCCUCACCCCAUCCCAUCCCCGGUUUCCACUUCUUCUUUGGAGAGCAAAGAUCUGAAACAGCAGUACAAUGAUUGAGUGAGUGAGUGAGUGAUUGAUUGA